Molecule: messenger RNA, 3333 nt
Organism: Notolabrus celidotus (New Zealand spotty)
Lineage: Eukaryota; Metazoa; Chordata; Actinopteri; Labriformes; Labridae
Product: nuclear factor of activated T-cells, cytoplasmic 2
Biological process (GO): cytokine production; calcineurin-NFAT signaling cascade; regulation of transcription by RNA polymerase II
Cellular component (GO): transcription regulator complex
Molecular function (GO): DNA-binding transcription factor activity, RNA polymerase II-specific; transcription factor binding; RNA polymerase II cis-regulatory region sequence-specific DNA binding
Source: RefSeq, a predicted model, not a curated record
GAGCAGCAGUGACAGGAAGCGUCUGUCGCCGCUCAUUUUUCAUGUCGUGCUGUUAGAUGUCGUAUUUGAGCAGCUGCCGAUGUUUUAAACAGAGAAAGAAAAAACGAACUUGAUAAUUUCACUUUUUGUUUUAUUUUACUCUAUGUACACGCCUCAACUAAAUUAGAGAUCUUGAAAGUUUCUGAACAUUUUUGAUACUUUUGUAUGAACUUUUGAGGUGAUAAAAACUGGAAAUGGCUUCUGGAAGUCUGGGUCUAACCGAAGGUCUGGGUCAGGACAUCAGUCAGGAGGAGCUGGACUUUACAGACCUGUUUCUGUAUAACGCAGCUGGAGAGGACUUUCCUGGCAGUGACACUGGUGUUCUCCUCCAGAAUGACCAGCAGCCUCCCCUGCUGGUGGUCAACCAUCACACCCCCUUCAUCUCCACCUCCAACCAACCAGCCCCCAGUCAGGACCCCUCCUCUCACAACUCCACCACAAGCACCUGUCAGGGGUGGGCUGGACUCUCUAGGGCUGACAUCAAGACCGGGACCAUUCCUGCUCCCAGCCCCAGGAUUGAGAUCACUCCAUCAGGGGACUCCCUGAGCUCUCAGCCCCUGGAGCCAAGCCCUGGCACCAAAUCUCUAGGAGCCUACAGGGAUUGUGUGAGUCCUGCAAGCAGUAACUCCUCCACAGGUUGGCCCGUAGAAGCGUACUCUCCUUGGGCUUCACCCUUCUCCCCUUCUAAUGGUGGCAGUGGUGGUGGCAUGACAUUAUCUGCUUUAGACCUCUGUCCAGUCCUCCAGGGUAUCAACACCUCCUCUGCCCACUCCUCUCCUGGAGCUUCGCCUCGAAAUAGCAUCACAGACGAGACCUAUCUUCUGCCCCAGCAUCAACACACUGCCUCACCGCUCCCCCACCAGCGAUCCCGCUCUGCCUCACCACACGGAAAACGCUCUUAUGGCCUCGUCAGCUCCUGUCAAGGGGGCACUCCUGUCAAGCAGCGCUCCCGGAGUCAGCCCAUCCCCUCGCCCCAUGAACAACAGGGCUCCUACUACCUCCACCAGUACCAGGCCCAAGCUGAGUUCCAGCCUCCAACUCAGACCUUGACUCCUGGCUUGGAGGAGAUGCUGAGCAGCCUCAGCUCCAGUCAACCCAGAGCGAUGACCUCUGCAGGGGUGAGAGACACAUAUGCACAGACCCAGAGACAGGACUGUGUGUAUGGAGAGGGGUUUGAGUGGGCCUUUGAGCAGGAAAGGGGAGGUCGGGCAGGAGCUCCAGAAGUCAAGUCUGAACCCUUCUAUGUGAUUCCUGCUGUGUGGCCCACUCCUCAUCCAGUCCACCACGGAGCAUACAGUGGUCUCCCUAUGGCUCCUCUUCCGUCUUUAGAGUGGCCUUUGCUCAGUCAGUCCACUCAGUACGAGCUCCUCAUUCAACAACAUCCCAAAUCUUACCACAGAGCUCACUAUGAGACAGAGGGAAGCCGCGGAGCUGUCAAGACCCCAAAUGGAGGGCAUCCAGAAAUCCAGCUUCGCGGAUAUCAAGGCACAGCUCCACUGGCGCUGCAGGUCUUCAUUGGGACAGCCGACGAGAGACUGCUGAAGCCUCACGCCUUCUACCAGGUCCACCGCAUUACAGGGAAGACAGUCACCACACCCAGCAUGGAGAGGAUAAUAAGUGGGACCAAAGUGUUGGAGAUACCUCUGGAACCAAAGAAUCACAUGAGAGUGAUGAUCGACUGUGUAGGAAUUCUGAAGCUGAGAAAUGCUGACAUUGAGCUGAGGAAUGGCGAGACGGACAUUGGUCGGAAAAACACACGUGUGCGGUUGGUGUUUCGUGUCCACGUUCCUCAACCCGGAGGCCAGCUCGUCUCCCUUCAAGUCGCAUCUGAUCCUAUUGAAUGCUCUCAGCGCUCAGCUCAGGAGCUCCCUGCAGUCGAGAGGCAGGACCUGGACCGGUGCUCUGUCCUGGGUGGUCAACAAAUGGUCCUUACUGGGCAAUUUACAGCAGACUCCAAAGUGAUAUUCUCUGAGAAGACUCAAGAUGGAGAGCAGAUCUGGGAGGUGGAGGCCACAGUGGACAGAGACAAACACAAGCUAAAUCCACGACUACUCAAAACUGAAAGCAUAAUGCAAAACCACCCAGAACCACACUUUUAUCAGACAUCCUACAUAAACAUGCUUUUUGUUGAGGUUCCUCCGUAUCGAAAGCAGACCAUUCCCCACCCGGCCAAAGUCAACUUCUAUGUCGUCAACGGGAAGAAGAAACGCAGUCAGCCCCAGCACUUCAUCUACACGCCUCUAAUAGCAGUGAAAGCAGAACCCCUUGAUGACUUCACACUGAAUUCGUACUAUUCUGACAAUCAGUCCCUCUCCGGCCUGUCAAUGAAGUCCCUCUACCAUCCCCUGGAUCAGGACAGCAAUCUGCAAGCCUUGAAUGUUUCUCCAACACUGUACCAUCUAACCACUGUAGACCCCAGAGCCCAUGUGUUAAUCCCUGACCCACUGGAUGACCAUCCAGUCUACUACCAGUCCAGAGCAAACACUCUGAUCAACAGCCCCAUGGUGUACCACACUGCAAACCAGCGUUACAACACUGCGGUUCCCCUUGGCCCCCACUCAUCUCCCACUCCCAGCCAGUGCGUCGGUGCCAGAGCUCCUUUGGGACAAUUGGUAGAGCAUCCUCUGGUUGGUGAUCCAUUCGAGGGUUUAGUGUCUAGACAUCAGAGUUUAGUGCAGGUCAGCCUACAACUAGGGAAGUCACCACCUUUAGGAUACAUCCAAGGCCAGACUCCAGUGAAGGCUGGAGGUAGAGUGGAGCAGGUGGCCACUUUGACCCAGAUCAGCUCCAGUAGAGGAAACCAUGAAGAACAAGCUCCAGAGAGGGUCACCAUCAAACAAGAAAUCAACCGCUAUGCUUGCCUGGAGGAUGUAAAUGAUAUCAUAAGAAGAGACUUGAAAGGACACAACGGAGAUUGAUACUGGACGUCUACAACUGCACUGCCUGACAGAAAGUCUUUAACAACAAUGAGCAAGACUGUGGGAAAUUGUUCCAGGAUGACAUAAAAAUAGGUCCAUUAUAAGUUUAUGUUGACUUAAUUUUAGGUUGAAUUUGUGUUUUAUUAUUGAUUUUGAUACUAUUUAGCGGAGCUCUUCACUCUGCAAUAUUCAGGUUUUAAACUGAGCUAUAACAUUGUACAUUAAAACCAGGUGGGCACUGUAAGCCUUAUUUUAUAUACACUGUAUACUUAGCUAAACAAACUAUUGUCACAGCUUACACCUUGUAUCUGUUUUGCCUUUAUUUUAUGCUAUAUGACUGCUCUAUGUUUACAUAUUUGUACCAUUGCUCAUUGAA